Elaeis guineensis (African oil palm) is the source of this 1105-nucleotide messenger RNA. RefSeq lists its product as uncharacterized. NCBI's taxonomy places the organism in Eukaryota, Viridiplantae, Streptophyta, Magnoliopsida, Arecales, Arecaceae. The record is from RefSeq and is a predicted model, not a curated record.
UUGAUAUGAGAGGAGAAAUGAUGGGAGAAGGAGAGGAGGAUGAUGGGUUAAGGACUGUGGAUUGCUUGAGGGGGAGACUGCUUGCAGAGAGAGUGGCUUCCAAGGUUGCCAAGGCUGAGGUUGAUCUCAUGGCCAAAAAGCUGGCAGAGCUAGAAAAGCAACUGGAUGUAGAGAUCAAGAGCAGGAACAGAGCUGAGAAAAGGCUCGAGUUUGCAUUGAAGAAGCUGGAAUCCCUGAAGCUCCGGGAUGUUCCAAGCCAACUGAGUCUUUCUGAAAGUUCCGCCAGCUCAUCACCUGCACGCUUCUUGGGUUUCCGGAGAUCCAAAGGAUCGAAGCCCGAUGACCGGCCACUGGAUGCUGGACAAUGUAACACAAGGGGAGAGGUAGAGACAGCGCAGGGGCUUUCGGGCUCAGAGGAUCUUGGUGGAGAUGUUUGUUCUGGCAAUUCAUCGGCUGAUUUCCACCUUCAGCUGGUUUCACAAGAAGGGAGCUGGAUUUCGGUUGGCACCAUGCAUUCUGAUAGCAAGGGAGGAACUCAUCACCAAGAGAAUGGCAAAUCAUCUGGCAACCUUCACCUCCAUGAGUUAAUUAUGGUUGAUGUGAGCAGUGAAGAACGCCAUGGUGCAGUGACUCAGACUGAAUCUGUGGAGAAUUCACUAGCUUUGGUUCCUGUAAGCAUGUGGCCCAGUUCAAGAGACAGCAAAAUGUCGGUCGGCAAUGACGUGGAGAAAGUUCUUGCUUCCCUCAGACAUGUCAAGGAGCAAUUGCAGAACUCAAUCAGGAGAAUACCUGCUGAUAGCCUCCCCAUGGAGUUGUAUGGUUAGUGAACCACAUGCCCAUGGGAUACUUUGCAAUGCCGCAGGUGCCAGUAGACAUGUAGAGAGUGAUGGAACAACCAUAUUAGCGGUUCCAGAAAAGGCUUUGUUUUGUUCGGUGUGCUCUAUUUGUUGAUGUAAUAAUUAAACAAUAUAAUUUAUCAUCCAACUUCUCAUGUAAAUUUCUCAGUAUGCGGCUCAUAUAAUUUUCUUAAGCUUCAUAAUGUGAACUAGUUCCUGUGUCCUCAAAUGGAAAAUUUUUCGGUGUGGCAUUGGAUUGCUGCACCCAA